UUAUACCUACAACACCAACUCCAGCUUCACAUUAUAUGCACAUUUACAUGUAAAUAUAAGGGUGCAUAAACACAGACAGUCUCACAAUAUUUAAGACCACUGUCACUUCUUCACAACUGCAAUUCGUAUUGUGUUUUGCUCGAGAAUGGAACACAAGAUCAAGAGAUCUCUCCUCAACUACUUUCACGAAGAGGGGAAAUCGAUGCAUCCUCAGAUUCAUCUCCCUCAGCAGCAGCAGAUCUCGCGGAAUCUUGAUAGUCUGCUUCGGAGUCCUUCAACUUCUGUUGUAUCGCCGUCACAAAAUAUUAUGCACUCGAUGAUGCCUCCUCCGAGCCCUGAUUCUCCCUGGACACUGUCUCCGCUUCAGAGCCCUUCUCCGCCUCUUCUGUGCCACUGCAUUGCCUCGCUUCACCGCCUUGAUGGCACGGUCCACGCCAUUGCAGCUAUAAAUGGGACGGUCUUUACUGGCUCUGACAGCAGUAGAAUUCGUGCCUGGCGCCAGCCUGAUUGCUUCGAGAGAGGCUACCUUAAGGCCAGCUGCGGCAGUGUGAGAGCAAUGCUGGCUUAUGGCAAUGUGCUCUUCACUUCUCAUAAAGAUUUCAAGAUCAGGACGUGGAUAGUCACGGUUUCUGACAACUUUAAGGCCAAGAAGAUCUCGACUCUGCCAAGAAGAAACUCAUUGUUCACGUUCUCUAGAAGAACUAGUGAAGGCCAUAAGGACUAUAUAUCUUGCAUGGCUUAUUAUAACGCGGAAGGCCUUUUGUACACCGGUUCAUGGGACAAGACGGUGAAGGUUUGGAGGGUUUGGGAUAAUCUAUGCGUCGAUACAUUCCUAGCACAUGAUGAUAAUGUCAAUGCAGUCGUCGUCAAUCAAGACGAUGGAGUUCUUUUCACUUGCUCAUGUGAUGGUUCCAUCAAGAUUUGGAGGAGAAUUUACGGCCAAAGCUCUCACACUCUGACAAUGACACUCAAGGCCCAUUCUUCGCCUAUCAAUGCCAUGGCCUUAAGCACCUCAGUCAUCGACUCCUAUGUACUCUACUCGGGGUCCUCAGACGGGUUCAUAAACUUCUGGGAGAAGGAGAAGGUAUCGGGUAGGUACAAUCACGGAGGGGUUCUACAAGGCCAUAGAUUCUCAGUUCUCUGUUUAGUUGCUCUCGGGAAGCUGAUUUUCAGCGGAUCAGAAGAUACCACGAUUCGGGUCUGGAGACGCGAAGAAGGGAAGAAUAGUCACGAGUGUUUGGCCGUGGUGGAUGCGCAUAGAGGGCCUGUUAAGUGCCUCUCUGCGAGCCUGGAAGUGGAUAAAGAUGUGGGGGUUCUGCUGUAUAGUGCAGGCCUGGAUCAAAAUUUUAAGGUCUGGAGAAUUAAAGUGAUGCUGGAAGAAAGAAAUACUGGACAUUGUUUCGAAACUGCUAGUAAUAAUAAGCUAAGAGAGUUCGAAAUGAGCCCUGUGUUGUCUCCUUCUUGGGUUGAGAGGAAGAUCCAUGGGAGCCAUCCUUCUCGUUAAGCAUUCGAGAGUUGCUAGUCAUCAUAUGUGCUGAUAUAUGUGUAUUUAAUUUUUUUUUUUUUUUGGUUCGGACUGGCCUAUUCUUGGUUCAUUUGGAGAUGUCGAAUGUUAUAUAGUGUUAUGUUCUGUUGUGUUCUUUGUAGUUCCG
Molecule: messenger RNA, 1652 nt
Organism: Daucus carota subsp. sativus
Lineage: Eukaryota; Viridiplantae; Streptophyta; Magnoliopsida; Apiales; Apiaceae
Product: protein JINGUBANG
Exons: 1
Coding region: 146-1504 (452 amino acids)
Molecular function (GO): protein binding
Source: RefSeq, a predicted model, not a curated record